GAAACAGUUUACUCAUUGUUUAAAGUGUGCAUUACAACUGAUUCACGUUUCAACUAAAAUGUAUUAUUAUAUUUUGGUAGUAAUUUUAAUAUUGUACAUAAUUUACGACGUAAAUUAUGUCUUACGCACUUUAUUUACUAUUUUAAGCGGAAGAAUGUUGGAAAAGUCAUAUUCUCUACAUGACCCUACCACUAUUUACGGUAUUUGCACCUACCUAGACUGUGACGAGAGCUUUAGAAGUCUUCGGCUAGCCAGGCUACUCCGCGAGAUCGACAUAGCACGUUUUCACUUUUACGACCGGACCGGUAUCUACGAGCGAAGCCAAAUUCUCAAAAUAUCGUCUUUGCAAGGAUGCACACUUAGCACCACAUGCGAGCCAGUUGGAUUAUUUCAAAUAUAUAAAAUAACCACUAAGCUGGUAUACUGGGAUGAUCGAUCACUAUUCCUGGAACACGAAGUGGCCACACUAUCUGACGGAAAGUUAAGACAUGUGAUUGUGUCCCGCCAACACCCUAUUGGGAAAGACAGAAACUCUACGGAGGCUUUAUUGCAUGAACUAAAGGGGGCGGAAAAUUCACCCUCAUGUCCAGAAUAUAUAAGCCAUUGGAUACGAAGUAAUGAAAUUUCUAGUUUAAAAUUUAAAAAAAUAUGAAGUAGAAAAUAAAAUAAUUAGU
Messenger RNA from Plodia interpunctella (Indianmeal moth), 674 nucleotides. RefSeq names its product protein THEM6-like. The record is from RefSeq and is a predicted model, not a curated record. The coding region runs from base 59 to 652 and encodes 197 amino acids. The transcript is spliced from 3 exons. NCBI's taxonomy places the organism in Eukaryota, Metazoa, Arthropoda, Insecta, Lepidoptera, Pyralidae.